AAAUUUUAUUGUUAAUUUAUUUGUACGUGUUUGUCACGCGCAAUAAAUAAUACCCAUGGCAAAAGUGUGUGUGAUUAAAUCAAUAAAUAAAUUUUUCGCUUAAUGUGUUGCUUUUCGAACUACUAACUCGUCUUUUUGUUUUUUAAUUGUCAGUUAGUGUUUUAUUUUGUCAAGAGGUGCCAACUUACGUUAGUAAGGUGUAUGUUUGUCGCCGCAAAUUGUUCACAAUGUUUUCGACUACGUAUAUUUUGUAAAGUUUUUAAGUAAUGACCAUUUGUCGACAGUUGUUGAUCAGUUUAAAUCGUAAGAUUAAAUUUUUCCUGUUUAUCCGAUAAUUAAAUAAUCAUUCAAAAUUAAUUCGCUAUCAAGAAUAAAACAUUUUUUAAUACCGCUAACCUUGUUGUUGGUAGCGGUAUAUACUUAUGAAAUGUCUAACUUUGGACGAUUUAAAGCAAAAAACAAUCUAUACUUUAUGUAUCAUUUAAAACGAUCAGGUGUUAUUAAAACACAACGCGUUUAUGAUACUAUGUAUGCUAUUGAUAGAAAAUAUUUUAUAGAUUUACCUGUUGCAUAUAUUGAUGCACCACAAAAACUUGGAUAUGGUGCAACAAUAAGUGCUCCUCAUAUGCAUGCACAUGUCUUGGAAUUACUUCAAGACAGAUUACGUGAUGGUGGAAGAGCAUUAGAUGUUGGUUGUGGAUCUGGUUAUUUAACAACUUGCAUGGCAUACAUGCUAGGACCUCAUGGAACUGUAGUAGGAAUUGAACAUAUUCCAGAAAUUCAAAAAAUAGCUAAAGCAAAUAUUGAAAAAUGUUGUCCCAAAUAUCUAUUUUAUGAUCGCAUUGAAUUAGUUGUUGGAGAUGGAAGAUUAGGAUAUCUACCAAAAGCACCUUAUGAUGUUAUUCAUGUUGGAGCGGCAGCUAAGGAAGUACCUCAACCUUUAGUUGAUCAAUUAGCUUUUGGAGGAAGAUUGAUAAUUCCUGUAGGCCCAGAUUCUUCCAAUCAGACUUUAAUUCAAAUUGAUAAAAAAAUGGAUGGAGAAAUUGAAAGGAAGUCAUUAAUGGGCGUAGUAUUUGUACCACUUACUGAUAAGCAUCAUCAACUGAGAUCAUGAGGGUUGUGUAAGCUCCAAUGAGUGAACAUUUUGUUAUUUAUUAUUAUGAGUAUUCACAUUAUUUUGUAAUUAAUUUGUCAUUCAAAAUAUUGAGCGAGAAUGAAACGAAUAAUCUUAUCGUGACAUUUACAUUAGAAAUAUUUUUAAUUUAUUUAAUACAUUGCAAAUUAUAUAUUCAUUGUUUUUCUUUUUUAAAAUAUAAAAUAGAAAAUAAGUAAUAAAUUUCAAAUAAAAAGUUAAUUAAUUAAUUAUAAACGUUAAAGAAUAAGCUUAAGAUUUCCUAACUAUAUUAAAUAAGAAAACGUGCAAAUAACGAUAUAUUCUGUAACUAUUUUUAUCUUUGCUUUAUAUCACUUAUUGUUAAUUAUAUCAUAGAUCUGUACAUGAAACCUUUAAGUAGGAAUGUAUAAAUAAAUGCUGAUUUGUGUGACUA
Messenger RNA from Polistes canadensis, 1547 nucleotides. RefSeq names its product protein-L-isoaspartate(D-aspartate) O-methyltransferase-like. Bases 428 to 1114 code for a protein of 228 amino acids. Gene Ontology annotation, biological process: protein modification process. NCBI's taxonomy places the organism in Eukaryota, Metazoa, Arthropoda, Insecta, Hymenoptera, Vespidae. The transcript is spliced from 5 exons. Gene Ontology annotation, cellular component: cytoplasm. Gene Ontology annotation, molecular function: protein-L-isoaspartate (D-aspartate) O-methyltransferase activity. The record is from RefSeq and is a predicted model, not a curated record.